GUUAAUUGCCACCGUGUACACGUGGCAUUUAGAAUUACGUUAAGCAGCAAUAUGCAUGUAUUAUGUGUUGAUUGACUUAAUAUUUUUAGUUGAUUAUGUUGUAUGUUUUUCCAGAGGUGGCUGCGCCGAGAAUUAGCUGGCGCUGUUUUAUACCGCCAAUUUGGCUUCCAUCCAGACAUUGUCAAUAAAACAAAGGUUUUAGAGGGCUAACCUAACUAUAAGUAUAAGACCAAAUUGUGUAAAUUAUUUGGUCAUGAUUAUGUUAGAUUUAACGGUUAGGCUUGGUUAGGGCUAUGGCCACACGAGAAUUUAUUGAAGGUGCCAAUCACCUUAGACAGCAAUGGGGCGCUGGCCCUAUUUCAUGGAAUGUUGCUGUCAAGUUUCUCAUGGCAAGAAAGUUUGAUGUAAGAAGGGCAUUAGAACUUUACCAAGCACAUGAGAAUAUCCGAUCACAGGAAGGUCUUCUAAAUAUUGACCCUCACGUGGAGCCACUGAAAAAAGAGCUGUUUUCUGGAAAAUUUUCUAUUUUGCCAAGCAGAGACUCAAACGGAGCAGCUAUUGCCGUGUUCUCGGCCGUGCUACAUCAACCACUGAGUAUCAGCCACAGAACAGUGCUACAGUGUGUCGUGUACCAGUUGGAUGUUGCCUUAGAAAGUGCGGAGACCGCGGAAUGGGCCCGCGCCCAUGGUGUUCAUCUAUGACAUGACAGGAUCCAAAUACAGCAACUUUGAGUAUGACUCAGCAAAAAAUCCUCACAAUGC
Molecule: messenger RNA, 761 nt
Organism: Priapulus caudatus
Lineage: Eukaryota; Metazoa; Priapulida; Priapulimorpha; Priapulimorphida; Priapulidae
Product: tyrosine-protein phosphatase non-receptor type 9-like
Exons: 5
Coding region: 294-701 (135 amino acids)
Cellular component (GO): membrane
Molecular function (GO): phosphatidylinositol bisphosphate binding
Source: RefSeq, a predicted model, not a curated record